Messenger RNA from Hyaloscypha bicolor E, 590 nucleotides. RefSeq lists its product as uncharacterized. The record is from RefSeq and is a predicted model, not a curated record. The transcript has 3 exons. The coding region runs from base 33 to 590 and encodes 185 amino acids. Lineage: Eukaryota; Fungi; Ascomycota; Leotiomycetes; Helotiales; Hyaloscyphaceae.
CUUUGAACGAUACUUUCUCCAGAAACGUCGAAAUGGCAGAUAUUGGUCUCCGCAAAUACAUCGACAACAUGGUGUCAAAGAGCUCCAAGGGUAUCUUGAUUCUGCUGAUUCUUUGUGCAAGCAUCACUUCAACUACUGGAGGAUGCGACAGCUCCAUAAUGAAAGGACUAAACAUCUCGGCAUCUUAUGCCGAUUAUUUCCACCUCAACACCGCCACCCUCGCUCUCAACUUUUCAUGCGUUUGGGCUGGAAGCGCGAUUUCGGACCUCUUCUAUGGCCAGAUUACGAAUUCCCUGGGAAGCAGCCUCGCCAUGGCGAUCAUCUUCCAAGAUAAUGGCAGCUUCGAUGAGAUCGCCGCCUUGCAGGGGGGCUUUCCGCCGGAGAUAGGAGAGCUCGAAUAUGUCGUUGAAAAAAUCGUGAGAAACUCCUACCAAAGAAGACUCUCUCCAAUCCUUCCAAAAAUUGGUUUCUUGACAAUCUCAAAUAAGGGCUUGGAUCAGGACCUAAAGAUCUUCACACCUUGUCUCAUCUGCAUCCUGAAUGGAGGUAAAGGGGCUAGCAAUGGCGAAUUGAAAGAUGUAUUCUUCUAA